AGAGAUAAACUAUAAAGUACAAAGUCUACUUAUUUAUAGUGAAGACGGGGAUAAAUAUCAACUACUGGGCUAUACCAAUCUUGGAGGAGAUCAGGUCUAUAUCAUAAUUUAUUUAUUCAGUUUCAUCUAUGCACCUCCUACUCUCAUUAAGGGAAUCUCCAUUGGAUGUACGCAUUCUAUGGAGUUCAGUAUUUCUUCGUAUGGCUAGUUUCGGUCUUACAAACCAAGUUUUAACUCUAUAUUUGAAGUCUUUGGAAGUUUCCGAAACUAAUAUCGGAUUAUUUAUGACCUUAACAUUGAUUGGGGAUACUUUAAUAUCAUACACUUUGACAUGGUACGCCGAUACAAUAGGACGAAGAACGGUCAUGGUCCUUGGUACAGUGAUGAUGUGUAUUUCCGGGUGGAUAUUUUCCAUUAGUUCCAACUACAUAAUACUUCUUCUUGCUGCAAUCAUCGGAGUGAUAUCUCCUCUGGGUGAUGAAACAGGACCAUUCAAGUCGGUGGAAGAGGCAUCCAUUGCUCAUUUGACUCCACAUAACCAUAGACCAGAGGUUUUUGCCUUUCAUGGACUAUUUGCCACUGCAGGUGCAGCUUUAGGCUCAUUUGUGUGUGGGAUUACCGUUGACUAUUUCCAUUUACAGAGAGAAUGGCCCCUUCAACUGUGUUAUCGAUUGAUAUUUGUCAUGUACUCAGCUAUUGCAUUUACAAAAUGUAUAUUAAUGUUAUUCCUUUCUCCCAAAUGUGAGGUUGGAUAUGUGGAUCUUGAAACUACAACCUCAUCACUUUUGGAUACGAGUGAUAUACAUGAAGAAGAAGAUUAUGGAUCAAUUGGGAACAAUAAGACCCUCAAAUCUAAUCCAAGUAUCACCGAUAUCGAUAAUAAAUCUAGCUCACUUUCACCAACUACAAGGUAUUAUCUUCCAAGACUUCUAAUAGUGUUUAUGUUGGAUUCCUUGGGAUACGGUUUCAUGCCUUCUGCUUGGGUGGUCUAUUACUUCAAACUUGCAUUUGCAAUGUCUGCUACUGGUCUUGGAACUCUUUUCUUUUUCACUAACGCAAUUGAUUCAAUCUCUUCACUUCCAUCUGCUUAUUUUGCUAAAACUCUUGGACCAGUAAAACUGAUUAUCUUUACUCAAGCUCCUCUGGCGUUAUUUUUCAUCCUCAUUGCCUUCACAGGUAAUCAUAUCAUGGCAUCCACAUUAUUAAUACUCUACUGUGCCACUUCUACCAUGGAUGUUGUUCCGCGUCAAGUUCUUCUCACAUCAAUAAUGCCGCAAGAAGAACUUACUAAAGUUAUGGGUAUUGUAAAUAUUGGGAAGACAUUUGCUCGAUGUAUUGGUCCUGUAUUCACUGGGAAGCUUGCAAGUCAUGAACAUUUAAAUAUUGGGUUUAUUAUUAAUGGAGGAUGUGUUCUUGCAGCAGACUUGAUUUUAGGUAUUAAUUUCUUAUCUAUGGAUAGUGACAUAUUAGCAAAGACAACUACAAAUAUUUUACCGGAAAUAUAAGUUUGGGUUCAUUAUAUAUUUUUAUGUUUCAUUUACAUGGUUUGGUUUUUUUUUCUAUAUUUAUUAAUAACGUUUAUAAUUCGUAUGCGUACAUUAAGAUUCAUGUUAAUUUGUUUGUUGUGUGUGUGUUUUUUAUGGACACAUAGACUCCAAUAUUUUCAUUGAGUCAUUACAUU
Messenger RNA from [Candida] anglica, 1681 nucleotides. The record is from the annotation of a GenBank genome assembly. NCBI's taxonomy places the organism in Eukaryota, Fungi, Ascomycota, Pichiomycetes, Serinales, Debaryomycetaceae.